AUGGCCUCCAAACUCCUAACCUCCCUCCUGAGUCUGCCAGCUCCCACGCGAACAACCUUCCUCGCGCCCCGGACAACCCUCCUCCGCCUACCCACAAUCGCGACCCGCUCCUUCACCUCGAGCAUCCCUCACCGCGCAACCUACAACCAAGUCCUCCGCGGCUGCCGCAUCGGCCAACGCGCCCGGAAACCCACAUCACCCCAACUGGCGCGAAACCAUAGACCAGAGAUGAAAGGCGUGUGUCUGCGAGUGGGAACGACGAAGCCCAAGAAGCCUAAUUCGGGAGAGAGGAAGGUUGCGAGGGUGAGAUUGAGUAGUGGGAAUGUUAUUACGGCGUAUAUUCCGGGUGAGGGACAUAAUGUGCAGCAGCAUAGUGUUGUGCUUGUGAGAGGUGGGAGAAGUCAGGAUUGUCCGGGCGUGAAGUAUCAUCUGGUGAGAGGGGCUAUGGAUUUGGGUGGUGUUGGUAAUCGGGUUACGAGUCGAUCGAAGUAUGGAACGAAGAAGCCGAAGACGAAUUGA
Messenger RNA from Fulvia fulva, 519 nucleotides. Its product is annotated as 37S ribosomal protein S12, mitochondrial. Gene Ontology annotation, cellular component: small ribosomal subunit; ribosome. Gene Ontology annotation, biological process: translation. The record is from RefSeq and is a predicted model, not a curated record. The transcript has 2 exons. The coding region runs from base 1 to 519 and encodes 172 amino acids. Gene Ontology annotation, molecular function: structural constituent of ribosome. Lineage: Eukaryota; Fungi; Ascomycota; Dothideomycetes; Mycosphaerellales; Mycosphaerellaceae.